Molecule: messenger RNA, 886 nt
Organism: Acomys russatus (golden spiny mouse)
Lineage: Eukaryota; Metazoa; Chordata; Mammalia; Rodentia; Muridae
Gene: Prdx6
Product: peroxiredoxin 6
Exons: 5
Coding region: 40-714 (224 amino acids)
Biological process (GO): cell redox homeostasis; cellular oxidant detoxification
Cellular component (GO): mitochondrion; cytosol
Molecular function (GO): peroxiredoxin activity
Source: RefSeq, a predicted model, not a curated record
CGGCUGCGCCUCCUCCUUCUCUGUGUCGCCGCCGCCGCCAUGCCCGGAGGACUGCUUCUCGGGGACGAAGCCCCCAACUUUGAGGCCAAUACCACCAUCGGCCGCAUCCGCUUCCACGAUUUCCUGGGAAACUCAUGGGGCAUCCUGUUUUCCCACCCACGGGACUUUACCCCAGUGUGCACCACAGAGCUUGGCAGAGCUGCAAAGCUGGCGCCAGAGUUUGCCAAGAUGAAUGUUAAAAUGAUUGCUCUUUCCAUAGACAGUGUUGAGGACCAUCUUGCCUGGAGCAAGGACAUCAAUGCUUACAAUGGUGAUGAGCCCACGGAGAAGUUACCAUUCCCCAUCAUCGACGACAAGGACAGGGACCUCGCUAUCCUCUUGGGCAUGUUGGAUCCAGCGGAGAAGGAUGAGAAGGGCAUGCCUGUGACAGCCCGUGUGGUGUUCAUUUUUGGCCCUGACAAGAAACUGAAGCUGCAAAUCCUCUACCCAGCCACCACAGGCAGGAACUUCGAUGAGAUUCUCAGAGUGGUUAAGUCUCUCCAGCUGACAGCGACAAAGCGGGUUGCCACCCCAGUUGACUGGAAGGAUGGUGACAGCGUGAUGGUCCUUCCCACCAUCCCUGAAGAAGAAGCCAAACAACUUUUCCCUAAAGGUGUCUUCACCAAAGAGCUCCCAUCUGGCAAAAAGUACCUCCGUUACACUCCCCAGCCUUAAGUCUUUGUGGGGGCUGGGGCUGCAGCUGCUCGCCCAGAGGCGGUGGACCCAAGGGUGCCAGCUGAUAGCCAUGUGUCCUUGCAGCAGUUCGGCAGAAACAUCCUAGCGUGAUCACACCUGAAGUCCUUAGGUCACUAUAGUACUGGCUCAUUAAACGGAAAUGGCACCAAAA